This is a messenger RNA of Pararge aegeria (speckled wood butterfly), 722 nucleotides long. RefSeq names its product protein mago nashi homolog (gene mago). The record is from RefSeq and is a predicted model, not a curated record. Lineage: Eukaryota; Metazoa; Arthropoda; Insecta; Lepidoptera; Nymphalidae. Gene Ontology annotation, cellular component: catalytic step 2 spliceosome; nucleus; exon-exon junction complex. The coding region runs from base 237 to 677 and encodes 146 amino acids. Gene Ontology annotation, biological process: RNA splicing. The transcript is spliced from 2 exons.
UAAUCUGUAAAACAAUUUUUUUUAAUCGAGAAGACGCGGAAUUCAUACGAGACGCCGCUGUUUAAGUUUUUAGUCAAUCUAUUUACUUAGUUUCUCAUUUAGCGAAUUAAUUAUUGCUUAUUUGUUUCAAUGAAUAAUAGUAAAACAGUUGCGAGUAUUUAAGUUACAUUGUGUCCAUAAAGUUUCUUCUUACACGGCUGCUAAUUGAUAACACAAUUUCUAAAUCAGAUACAGUUAUGUCUUCUGAUUUUUAUAUACGGUACUAUGUAGGCCACAAAGGGAAAUUUGGACAUGAAUUUCUGGAAUUUGAAUUCCGACCUGAUGGUAAACUGCGUUACGCUAAUAAUUCAAACUACAAAAAUGAUACUAUGAUUCGUAAAGAAGCGUAUGCUCACCCAUGCGUAAUGGACGAGCUGAAAAGAAUAAUCGUAGAUUCUGAAAUUAUGCACGAAGACGAUCAUUUAUGGCCCCAACCAGAUCGUGUUGGGAGACAAGAACUUGAAAUAGUAAUUGGCGAGGAGCACAUUUCAUUCACUACAUCAAAGACUGGCUCAUUGGUGGAUGUCAAUCAAUCUCGUGAUCCGGAAGGGCUACGCUGCUUUUACUAUUUGGUACAAGACCUCAAAUGCCUAGUAUUUUCUCUCAUUGGUCUUCAUUUUAAGAUAAAGCCAAUAUAAAUUAAGUCUACCAUUAUAAUAAAAUACACUAAUUUUCCAAUAUUC